AGGAAAGUCUGGUGGAGGCUACGCCCGGAGUAAUCCACCUGUCGUGAUGAGGAAUGUGCGAAGUUUUACCCCAGCGCCCUGACGGCUCCCGUGCUGUGAGAUGCCCUUCUACAGACACCGUACAGAUCUCAUGGGUAUUACAUCAUACCUCUGCCGGCCUGCUACACGUACACAAACUCAUGCAGACCUACCCUACACAACAGCCGGCUGAGGAAAAACAGCAGCAGCGAGAACUUCAUUGUCUGAGAAAAGUAGAAGAGCCCACAGUUCGUGAACCUUACCAUUCCAGCACUGCAGAGGAUGGCGCACCAGAACGGGGAGAACUCCCUGACGAGAGAGGAGCUGACGGAGCUACAGAUGGCCUUCCAGGAGUUCGACAAGGACGGGAACGGCUUCAUAGACCGCAGAGAGCUGCUCAACGUCAUGAGGUGUCUCGGACUCAACCCGUCUUCGAUGGAGGUAGUGGAGAUGCUGGCCUCCGUGGAUGAGGACGGCUCCGGAACGAUCGACUUCGAGGAGUUCGUCAUCCUGAUGACCACGAAGCUUCCGGGCGCCACGGACGUGAGCGACCCGAUCCAGACCCUGUACAGUUCGGAGAUCCUGCGGGAGGCGUUCCGUGUGUUCGAUAAGGACGGGCUGGGGUACGUGCACGAGUCGGAGCUGCGCUACAACCUGACGCACCUCGGACACAAACUCAGCGACUCGGACGUGGACGAGCUCCUCAGGCACAUCGACAUCGACAGCGACGGGCAGUUCAGCUAUCAGGACGUCGUCAGGAAGCUCUGCAUUCAGAGGAACUUCAAAAACAUCGACCCCAAUGCCAAGAGAAAGAAAAGCAGGAGCAAGACCAGCUUGACAAAGAGCAAGGAGACUCUGGUUUGAUUGACAGUGAUUCACCUGACUUCAGCGUUGGCUUUUUUAUCUAUCUAAAAAUUCAGCUUAGGUUUAUUCGAAUAAAAGUUAAUCUGUUACGAUAUAUAUUAAAUGACAUUAUGAACAUUUCAAAAUCUUGUUGAUAAGAAUUUUACUUUUAUGCAUGCAAGAAUUUGGCUUUUUUGCAUAGCACUUUAUUAUCAUUGGUACAUUCAUGAUUCAGAAUUGUGGUCCAUAACUUCCUUCUUUAGAUAUAUAGAGAUUGACUGAAAAUAUGGUAUAAAAAUACACAUAAUAAAGUAGAUAGAAAAUAAAGAUUAAUCAAUAGCAUUGCACAAAAGUACCGAGUAUCCUAUAUAGUAUACAUGGCAAUGACCUCAAUUGUUGUAACAGAUGACAGUAUGAAGCAUGAAUACAUAUUGAUUUUGUGACAUGUUUUACGAUGCAGUAUAUUCAGGAAUUAAGGUCCUUGUUGCACAAGAUAAUGUUACUAAUUGUUCAUGUAUACAUCUAAUGAUAUUACGCACGAUUAUCACAUAUAAGAUCCUUGACGAUGAAGUUCAAUACAGUGUUUGUUACUUCUACAGUUGUGUCUUACUGAACAUACAUCGUCAUGUUGGUCAUGGUCAUGUUAAUGGAGAUUGUCAUAUCUCCAUUAAAUAGUUUUUCUAAUUUAUUUUGUUUUAUUUUGUCUCAUCCAUUAUUGAAAGGUCUAUCCUUUAGCAGAAUACCUUCUUCUUAUUACAUUAACAUUUCAUCAUUCAUUAUGCAAAUACACUCCACAUUUACAUAAUGUUAUUACAAUAAUUGGUAUCUG
Messenger RNA from Branchiostoma belcheri (Belcher's lancelet), 1690 nucleotides. Its product is annotated as calmodulin-alpha-like. The transcript has 4 exons. The coding region runs from base 301 to 882 and encodes 193 amino acids. The record is from RefSeq and is a predicted model, not a curated record. Gene Ontology annotation, molecular function: calcium ion binding. NCBI's taxonomy places the organism in Eukaryota, Metazoa, Chordata, Leptocardii, Amphioxiformes, Branchiostomatidae.